AGCAUGCUUAAAACUUUGCUUUACGCCCAACUGUUUUUGGUUUGUUUGGGGAUAGGAUACCUCGUAAUUUUUAUCACCCAGAACUUGCCAGGACUCCAUGGUGUUAUCCAUGUCAAUAGGAGCUCAGGGAAUGGAACUGCCUAUAGGCUUCUGGACGGAAUCCCUCAUGUUCACGCGGACUCUUUGGAUAUGAGCUUCUACACUCUUGGAUUUGCUAUGUCAAGUGAUAGAAUUUUCCAAAUGGACAAGCUGAGAAGACUUGCACAAGGAAGGCUGAGCGAAAUCCUUGGUGAACCAGCUGUCAAUGUCGAUAAAGCCAUGAGAAAUUACGGAUUUGAACAUUUUGCAAAAAUGAUCUACAUGAACAUGGAUAACAAGACUAAAGGAUAUUUGCAAGACUUUAGUGAUGGGAUCAAUGACUACCCGCACUAUUUCUCAGAAGGUAUUGAAUACUGGGUACUCGGAACAAAGUUUGAUAAGUGGAAACCAGAGGAUUCAAUUAGUAUCUAUACUUUCAUGUCUUUCUUCCUUAGUGAAUCUAAUGAGGUUACAAGAGAUUACUAUUUCUCUAAACUUCAGGAUGAAGAUUUGAUAGAAGAGCUUUUGCCAAUGCACCCAGAUAAGGAAUCUGAAAUCUCAACUCCAGUCUUUACUGACGAGGAACUUAAAGAGUUCAAACUGUAUAAGAAAAAUGCUAUUAAAGAGAAAGCAAGAAGUGAGAAGAGGAAAUUAUUUGAAUUUAUUGAAGAUAACCUCCAAGGUGAACUUGAUCUAGUAGAAGAAAUUAGAAAGAUCUACUCUACAGGUACAGGAGCUUCUAACUGCUGGGCAAUUAGUGGAGAGCAUACUAAGAAUGGAAAGCCUCUUCUUGUGAAUGAUCCUCACUUGGAUCCAUCUAUCCCAUCCCAUUUCUACCUUGCCGAGUUGAAUGUCAAUGAUGAAUACGCAAUUGGAGCCCUUUUACCAGGAGUUCCUAUUUUUGUAUCAGCCAGGACAAAAAACAUCGCUUUUGGAGUCACAACUUUGAAUGCUGACAACGUCGAUUACUUUGAAGAAAAGAUAAAGGGUGACAAAUACUUAUUUAAAGGCAAGUGGGAGCCUCUCGAAGUCAGGGAAGAAGUGAUUAACAUCAAGGGUAAAGAUCCAAUCACAAUCUUGGUAAGAUCUACUCAUCAUGGGCCUGUCCUUGAUCAUGCUGGAUCAGUAGUUGGAUCAGUUGAUAGUGCAUUCCUUCAUGCUAAAACAAAGGAUCCAGUGUCAAUCUCAUGGUCAGGAUACCAGUACGAGAAUCAUUUCAUUGAUGAAUUUAUCGACAUCUUGAAAUUUAAAGAUAUGAACCAAGUUUUGAAGUCUCUGAAGAAUAAAAAUGGAGGUAGUUUCGGACUAUGUGGAGCUGAUAGCUCAGGAAACAUUGCAUUCGUUCCUCAUGUCAGAUACCCUAAAAGAAUGGACAAAUUCGCUGGAGAGAAAGGAAUCAAACCAGGAUGGACAGGAAAGUACGAAUGGCAAGGAUUUGAGGACUUCUCUAAGUACCCAGUGAUGAUCAAUCCUAAAAAGGGAUACGUGUUUGCAGCAAAUGGAAGAAUUACUUCGUUAAAUACUGAAUCUGGAAUUGGAUCUACAAACCCCUCAACUGCAAGAGCAGCCAGAAUCAAUGAGAUGCUUCAUGAUUUAAUCCACGUUCAGAGAAAGAAGGUUGAUAUUAAUGACAUGAAGACAAUGCUGAACGAUACAGUUGAUAUCUUUGCUAAGCUCAAAACUCCAUUACUCUUAAAAAUAGUUGAGCAAGAUGGAAAUCUCGAAAAAUAUAUUGAGGAUAAAUCAAGACUUCCUCAAAUAAAAGAGUGGAUCGAUCAACUCAAAUCUUGGAAUUACAGAUUUGACCAGGACUUAACUCAGCCAACACUCUUCAGUCUUUGGGAAGCUUAUUUGUUCGAUAACAUGUUCAAAAGACAAAUCACCAAUCCAAAAUUACGUAACUUUGUAUCAAAGAAGUACGGCCAUGAUGAUUUUAUUGUCAAGUUCUUGGAGGAAGUUAGCCAAAAUCCUUCUCAUUUCUCCAAGUACUGUCAAUCUGGAACAAAGGAUGUCAAGAAUGCUUGUGUUAAGGUAGUUGUAGGAGGAUUAAACUUUAUUUAUGAGUACCUUGUCCCAGCAGGAACUAGAUUUGAGGAUCAGGAUGCUCUGUUUGGAAAAUGGCAUACUGUUCAGUAUAAUUACGCUCCAUUUACCAAUUCAUUCCUGAGAUAUUUCUUCGAUAGAAGUGACUCUGAUAGCGGAUCAAAGCACACCAUAAAUGUUGGAUCUAUCUACUACGAAGACUUUGCUGAGAAAGGACUUCAAUCAUCUCAUACUCCAAUUUACAGAAUGGUAGUAGACUUCGGAAAAGAUGAAGAUAACCAAUUCUGUAUUGAAACUGGAGCUUCUGAGAACAUUCUGGGAAAAUAUUUCUACUAUAAUCUUCAUGAUGCUCACAUGUCUAUGGAGUUGGUUCCAAUGAACUUCAACUCGUUGAACACCUCCCAUAACAAGAGAUAUAGCACAAUUAGAUUCAUUUACAAGGACUGGUAUGAUCAGGAAGAGGAAAGACUUAGACUCUUAGAAGAAAAUAAGAUGAAUCAGACCUCAACUGACACCAAAACAGAUGAUUUGUAG
Molecule: messenger RNA, 2655 nt
Organism: Moneuplotes crassus
Lineage: Eukaryota; Ciliophora; Spirotrichea; Euplotida; Euplotidae
Source: the annotation of a GenBank genome assembly